This is a messenger RNA of Arabis nemorensis, 2820 nucleotides long. The record is from the annotation of a GenBank genome assembly. NCBI's taxonomy places the organism in Eukaryota, Viridiplantae, Streptophyta, Magnoliopsida, Brassicales, Brassicaceae.
AUGGGUGUGGGAGGAAAGUUCUGGGAUUUGCUCAGACCUUAUGCUCAACAACAAGGGUUUGAUUAUCUCAGAGAUAAACGUGUCGCUGUCGAUCUUUCCUUCUGGAUCGUUCAGCAUGAGACUGCCAUUAAGGGUUUUGCCCUUAAACCUCAUCUCAGGCUCACUUUCUUCCGCACAAUCAAUCUCUUCUCAAAGUUUGGAGCGUACCCAGUUUUUGUGGUUGAUGGUACACCAUCACCGUUAAAAUCUCAGGCGAGAAUCUCCAGGUUUUUCCGAUCUUCUGGAAUUGAUACUUCGAGUCUACCUACGAUCAAAGAAGGCGUCUCGGUUGAGAGAAAUAAGCAGUUUUGUGAAUGGGUUAGGGAAUGUGUGGAGCUACUCGAAUUGCUCGGUAUCCCGGUUUUGAAAGCAAAAGGUGAGGCUGAAGCGCUCUGUGCACAGUUAAACAGUGAAGGUUAUGUGGAUGCUUGCAUUACUCCUGAUAGUGAUGCUUUCCUCUUUGGUGCUAAGUGUGUUAUCAAAGGCAUCAAGCCUAAUUCAAGAGAGCCAUUUGAGUGCUACUAUAUGUCAGAUAUUGAAGCUGGCCUCGGUCUGAAGCGGAAACACUUGAUAGCCAUGUCUCUAUUGGUUGGAAAUGACUUUGAUUCAGGUGGUGUUCUUGGGAUUGGUGUGGAAAAAGCACUUCACAUUGUCCGUGUUUUCUCUGAAGACGAGAUUCUCGAAAGACUACAGGACAUCGGAAAAGGGUUAAAACCAGCAGUUAAUGGUGGAAUCAAAUCAGUUGAUGAUGGAGAAGAAUCCUGCUCCGAGAUGAAAAGGCGAAGUCCUCACUGUUCUCGUUGUGGACACCCGGGUAGCAAGAGAACUCAUUUUAAGUCCUCUUGUGAGCAUUGCAGUUGUGAUAGUGGUUGCAUUACAAAACCAGUAGAGUUUAGAUGUGAAUGCUCCUUUUGCUACAAGGAUCGAGAAUUGAAGGAACAGAAGAAAACUGAGAAUUGGUGGAUCAAAGUCUGCGAUAAGAUUGCUCUAGGGCCAGAAUUUCCCAACAGAAAGAUUAUUGAACUGUAUCUAUCUGAUAGUUUCACAGCAGAAGAUGGCUCUUCAAUGUCUUGGGGAACUCCUGAUACUGAAAUGCUAGUGGAUUUCCUGGUUUACAAUCUGCAUUGGGACCCAUCUUAUGUUCGAAAAAUGUUGCUUCCGAUGUUGUCGACCAUUUACUUAAGAGAAAGGCCAAUAAACAACACGGAAAAGCCAUUGUUAUAUGACCAAUACGAAUUCCAUUCAAUCAAGUGCAUAAAAACUAGAUAUGGGCAUCAGUACUUUGUGAUAAGAUGGAGAAAACCCAUACCUACUAGUGGUUUGAGUCACGGCGAGCCGGAAGAAUCAAUUGUUGUAUGGGAAGAAGAAGAAGAGUCUGUUGAUCCAUUAGAUGGGUUAAAUGAACCACAAGUUCAUAAUGAUAACGGUGACUGCUUCUUGCUAACAGAUGAAUGCAUAGGACUUGUUCAGUCUGCUUUCCCUGCUGAGACAGAGCAUUUCCUGCAAGAGAAGAAAAUGCGAGAGUCGAAAAAGAAGACUGUUUCUGAAGAAGCAGCAUCACCACCAAGAUCAACAACACCGGGCGUACAAAGAAGUAUAAAAGAUUUCUACCGCUCAACGAAAGCAGCAUCAGCUCAAAGUACAGAUCCAGGAGUGAGCUCAAGAGCUUCUUCUUCUACUGAAAAGAAGAGACAAGCAACUUCUUCUAGUAGUAGUAUCUUUUCAAAGUCUGUCUUAUCGGGAACUAUGAGUCUGGUAAUAACAUCAACCAUCAACUGCAAAUCUUUCUCGCCGACUCGACCGUUUCCGUCAUGGAUAAACGGAGACAAUUCCCCGUCGCAAGGAGAAAUCUCCGCCGAUUUCUCACGACGGAGCUCAGCUAUCUUCCUGACGAGAGUGUCAUGCGCGAAGAACCCAGAUGAUUACCACUCAACCCUCAAAUCCCUCAAUUCUCGUGGCCGUUUUCCCAGAAAAUCCCUUGGCCAGCAUUACAUGUUGAAUUCGGAUAUCAAUGAUCAACUAGCGUCUGUGGCUGAUGUGAAAGAAGGAGAUUUUGUGUUAGAGAUUGGUCCUGGGACUGGUUCUUUGACCAAUGUUCUUAUCAAUUUAGGUGCUACAGUUCUUGCCAUCGAGAAGGAUCCUCAUAUGGUGGAUUUGGUGAGAGAAAGAUUCGCAGGUUGUGACAAGUUCAAGGUUUUGCAAGAGGAUUUUGUCAAGUGUCACAUCCGUUCUCACAUGCACUCCAUUUUCGAGAAUAGAGUAGAUCAAGAUUUUGCUCUUGCAAAGGUUGUUUCCAACUUGCCUUUCAAUAUAAGUACUGAUGUUGUCAAACUUCUACUUCCUAUGGGUGACAUCUUCUCACAAGUUGUUCUCUUACUCCAGGAUGAGGCAGCUUUGCGAUUGGUUGAGCCAGCAUUGCGAACAUCUGAAUACCGACCCAUCAACAUUUUGGUCAACUUCUAUUCAGAACCGGAAUACAAUUUCAGAGUUCCUAGGGAAAACUUCUUCCCUCAGCCCAAGGUUGACGCUGCUGUCGUAACAUUUAAACUGAAGCAUCCAAGAGACUAUCCGGAUGUUUCCUCCGCCAAAAGUUUUUUCGCUUUGGUGAAUUCUGCAUUCAAUGGGAAGCGGAAAAUGUUGAGAAAGUCCCUCCAGCACAUAUCAUCAUCUCCUGAGAUCGAAAAAGCUCUUGGAGUUGCAGGUCUUCCAGUCACUUCAAGGCCUGAAGAGCUUACCUUGGGUGAUUUUGUCAAGUUGCAUAAUGUAAUCGCCAGAGAAUAG